AUGUCUUCUAUUCGGCUACGCAUCGACGGUCGCAUAUUCCGCGAUCCUCAGAACCGCGAAGUCACCCUGCACGGCAUCAACUGCGCGGCAGACGCCAAGUUCCCUGCAAAGCCAGAUCAACCAUCACACAUACCGGACAACUUCUUCGACGGCGAUAACGUUUCCUUCGUCAAUCGGCCAUUCUCCCUAGAAGACUCGGCCACCCACUUCUCGCGUUUACGUAGUUGGGGCUACAACACCAUUCGCUAUGUCUUCACUUGGGAAGCCAUAGAGCACGCGGGUCCAGGAAAGUACGACGAGGACUGGAUAGAUCACACCAUCUGUCUACUGCGCAAGGCAAAAGAAUAUGGCUUCUACAUCUUCAUGGAUCCCCACCAGGAUGUCUGGUCACGCUUCUCUGGAGGCUCUGGUGCGCCCAUGUGGACUCUCUAUGCUUGCGGGCUGGACCCCGAGCACUUCGCCGUUACCGAAGCCGCCCUUGUACACAACACAUACCCCGAUCCUGCCACAUUCCCUAAGAUGAUCUGGACUACCAACUACACACGAUUAGUAAAUCAAGUCAUGUGGACACUCUUUUUUGGUGGCAGGGAUUUUGCGCCCAAGGCUAUCAUGGACGGCAAGAAUAUCCAGGACUAUCUGCAGGAGCACUAUAUCGGAGCAUGCGAGCAUCUCGCCAAGCGGAUACAACAGGCCGAUGACUUAUGGCAUGAUCCAGUCAUCGGAUGGGAAAGCAUGAAUGAGCCCAACAGAGGCCUCAUCAGCUACCAGGAUAUUACCCAGAUCCCCAGUGAACAGAAACUGCAAAAGGGUACUUCACCGACUGCUUGGCAGGCGAUACUUACCGGAUCGGGUAGAGCUUGCGAGAUCGCAACUUGGGAGUUUGGUGGUUUAGGACCCUACAAGAGCGGUUCGGUAUUGGUAGACCCCGAAGGCACAAUAGCGUGGCUAUCAAAAGACUACGACGACACCAAAUACGGCUGGAAACGCGAUCCGGGCUGGAAGUUGGGCGAGUGCUUGUGGGCGCAACACGGUGUCUGGGACCCAGCGACUGAUACUGUUCUGAAGAAGGACUACUUCGGAAUUGAUCCUAAGAAUGGAGCCAAGAUUGAUUACGAGUACUUUACGAACCACUACUGGCUACCGCACUAUCGCGCGUACAGCCAGAUGGUCAAGUCGAUAUUCCCAGACUCUCUAAUGUUCUUCCAGCCUCCAGUACUGGAGAUACCACCGACUGUCAAGGGCACAGAAGAUGACGAUCCUAACAUGAUCUUCUCACCGCACUUCUACGAUGGAAUUACUUUAAUCACUAAGAAAUGGAAUCGCGUAUGGAACGUCGACGUUUUUGGUGUUCUGCGAGGGAAGUAUCUAACGCCAGCGUUCGCCAUCAAGAUUGGAGAGAAUGCCAUCAGGAACUGUUUCUCGCACCAGCUCAAGGCAAUCCGCGACGAGGGUACAGAGUACAUGGGAGUUCAUCCUUGCAUCUUCACAGAGAUCGGCAUUCCAUAUGACAUGGAUGAUAAAUACGCGUACAAGACUGGCAACUACAGCAGCCAGAUAGCAGCGCUGGACGCGAACCAUUUUGCCCUUGAAGACAGUAAAGCUAACGGUUUCGCAUUGUGGACAUACGUUGCAAAUAACUGCCAUUACUGGGGCGAUCUUUGGAACGGUGAGGACUUGUCCAUCUACUCAGUAGACGACAAAGCUGUACCAGCCGGUGCCUUCUCACCAGCCGACUCUCGUGCAUCACUAGACACCAAUUCACCUACUUACUCAAGGGCGCAAUCGACCGACACCCUGAGCAUCAGUCCUUCCAACCUGCAGAAGACCAUCACGCCAGAACGAAUGAGUUCCAAGAAGGAUGAAGGCGAUGUCCGUGGUCUACGCGCAGCAGAAGCUUUUAUCCGUCCUACUCCUGUUGCAGUUCACGGAGACAUCUCAUCCUAUGGGUUUGAUCUCAAGAACUGCACGUUCAAGCUUGCGCUCGCUGCGCCAAGCUCGACAGCAGAAGAAUUCCCUACGAUCUGUUACCUCCCUGAGUUCCACUUUCCGUCGGGACAAACCAGCGUCGAAGUCAGCGGCGGCAAGUGGACCAUCGCAUCUGAGGAGACAAAUGGUGCAUUGCAGCAGACACUGCGGUGGUGGCAUGCAGAAGGCGAUCAACUCAUCACGGUCAAAGGUGUCGUGCGAAAGGCAGGUAGCGCAUUAGGCACAGAAGAGGAUGAAGGCGCCAACGGAGACUCGGACCUGUCCCAGAUACUAGAGGCGCUGCAGGCCAUCUACGCAAAAGACUCGACCAAUGAUACCCGCCGACAGGCAACCGAAUACCUCGAGCAAGCAAAACGGCACCCCGAAGCGCCUUCCCAUGGCCACACGCUCGCCCUUGAUCGCUCGCAGCCCGUGCCCCUCCGCUACUAUGGCCUUACCAUGUUGGAGUACUCGAUGAAGUACAGCUGGGAAGAUCUCACAAUGGACCAGGGAACUGUGUUGAGGGGCUAUGCGAUCGACCUUGCACAGAAUGUGUCCGAAAGCGAGCCCGUCUUCAUCAGGAACAAGAUCGCGCAGCUGUGGACAGAGGUUGCGAAGCGCAGCUGGGGUGCAGAGUGGCUGGAUAUGGACCGGCUGCUCGUCUCACUGUGGUCGACUUCGCUGCACCACCAGGCUGUCGUCUUAUACAUCUUGGAAACGCUUUCCGAGGAGGUUUUCAACCGUGAAGACGCUACGGCAGGCCUUCGAGGAAGCGACUUGGGACGAGCAUGUGUCGAGAUUUUCACACCGCUCUCUGUCAUACAAGAACAACUCCCUACACGCGAGAAGAGUCUUGAAGUGCGGUGUGGGGACGAAGGGUGGCUGAGAAGGCUAUGCGAUAAUUUGGGAUGGUGCUUGGGACAGGAUUACCAGAAUCAAGAGGCUGUUAAAGCGAACGCGAUCAAGACUAUGCAUGCGCUAAAGGCGGCUAUGCCAUGGAUUAUGCCCAAGGCCAUUGCUGCGACACAAGUCAUCGAGGCCGUCUGUAAGGCGCUGGCUACCCCAGCCGUGGAGAUGCAAAUCGCCGCCGUCGAGACUCUCCAAGCCAUCUACAACCGAACCCACCUACACGACGACGAGUUUGUAGAGCUUGUAUGCCCCAUGUUCACACCUGGCAGUGUUUCACUCCUGCGAGAAGUAUACAAUUGGACACUCACGGACAUGGAUGUGAAUGACAUAGAUGAUCAGAAAUAUAUGCUCUGCAAGAGACUUUCAGAAUUGGCAAAUAGUCUUGGACUCUUCAUCGAACAAAAACCCCAGUCGAUACCCGAUGGCAGCGAUCUAGCGGGCAUGUUUGGUUUCCUAUACGACAUUAUGCGCAACCCGAGUCUUGUCGUCUCCAUACCUGUCCUUCAUUGUUGGACCAAGUUGCUACGAUCGAGCAUUGUGCGAGACUCUGAUGUCGUCAACUCCAUGGUUGGAGGAUUACUCGAGACAUGUUGCGCUCGACUCAUCCGAUACGAAUCGUUGCCGGAAGAUACUGAAGACGUCACAUUACAGUUUCUCAACGAAGACAUUGAUACAAUCCCUGAGCGCCAUGCCUUUCUGGGUAACUACCGCAGGUUUUGCGCAGAUGUGAUUGAAGUCUUGGUUCGCAAGACGCCUGUUGAGGCAAUGGAGCAUAUCCUUGCUCAAGCAACAAACAUGCUCCAAAACCUGUACAAUGGCCAACCCACUUUCCAACGACAAACCUUCACUAAGAAUUCUCCGCAAGUUCUUCAGGUCGAUGCGCAGGUCACUGUCAUCGAAGCCGCACUCAAGGGAUACAUGAAGUGGCAGCAAGGGCAGGGCGAAGAUGCACAAGACAAUGAACGGACGCGCAACACCCUAGAAGAUUCACUCGAACAGUGGGGCAGGCAGAUCUUGCAAGCUCAGUUUGAAGACCCUGAAGUCGCAAGGAAGAUAAUUUCUUUGAUGGCAACACUCUCAACGAAAGCUCUGGGCGAUCGGCCAGGUUUCGCCCUUACUUUCCUGGAGUACAUGCUUACAAUACGGUUAGCCGAUGACACGAGCUACCCACAGUACUCUGAUUCUGUCAAAGAUCUCGAGCGCAUAUGCAGUCUCGAGAUGCAAAAACUAGCGAUGAAGUUUGCUGACGAUUUUAUGAACGUCUACGAGCAACUAGAGGCCAAGGUCAAUGAGAUGAUUAAUGACCCAACGACUGACGAACGCCAGCGUAUGGCUUACUCCGCUUUCCUUUUCAUCAUCAUACAUAGAUGUACAACUUUAGAGCGCGCCACACAAGAAGAGCGCAUGAGGCAGAUGCUCAACAGCGUCAAGGAUGCUUGGCACAAUGAUGAGUUCACCAACGCUAUCUCUUCAUUCCAAUCUUUCUGCGGCGUGUUGGGCAUGGGUCAAUUACCCGAGUUUCUAUCUGCGAACAACUUCCGUGGCGUUCAGGACUGGUCUGAUCAACAACUGCCUAGUGAUGGCCAAGCAUUGCAGGCUUCGAUACUUGAGCGUUCCCAACAUCUGCCACUGCGACUUACUAAGACGCUACUGGCAGCGUCGACGGAGAAGCUUCGCGAUGGUACUGCUGCGUAUGAGACCGCUGCGGUACUAUGGGCUGAAACUAUACCGGUGCUGCUUCCCAAUCUUCUUCAGCUUGUGAGCCAUGCGCAAGCAUUCAACGAUAUUGAAAGCAAUUGGUCACACUUACCGGUAGAAUUACAGCAGGUUAUUCGAAGAGUAUUGACAGAUCGGUUCUGGCAAGCGGGUAUAUCGACAGAGAGCAGAGAUGAUUUCUUUGCCAGAGUCAGUGGCUCCAAGUCCACGUAUGAGGGUUUCGCAUCGACAGUACGGGGCACUGUACGGCAGAUUAGGGAGAGCUCCUACUACAUUCUUUACUCACUGACACGGUUCCGAGACUUCUUCUAUGGCAUACAAGACCUGCCAGGACCGCUGAGUCAAGCACUAUUCGGUCAUGCUGGAGCUUUGACAGCACACCAUCUAUCUGUUCUGCUGACAGUAUCUACCCAUCUCAUCGAAGGUUGCCCAGCGCGGUUACGGCCACACUUCCUACCACCAAUGAUACAGGGGUUGUUCAGAGAGCUUGAUCGAAAGAUAUCUGGAGAGUGGGAUGAGGUUGCCCGACAAGUGGCGGAGUCAGGGGACAAUGACAACUUGACGGACGAGAUGAAGACGGAGAGCAUACUACGUCAGCUCACAUAUUCGUCUGUCUCGCUUGUCGCUGUCCUGCUCGAUUCGAGACAGGAAUUUGCCCGUCACGAUGAGCACGGCCGGAAAGAAGCCAACGCACCGCCCAUGUGCGACUUUAUUCUCGCAACUCCCGCAGUUCUCGAACCCAUCCUCCUCUUCUGCAACUCAACUAUCCGUGUUCGAGAUACCAGGUCUGUGGUCACCAUCGUCCGUGUGAUGCGCACCCUGCUUCUACAGUUCAAAGAAAAAUCUCCCAUCCGCGAUUACUUUUGCAACGACAUACUCAAGUCAGCUAUCACAUCCCUCCACGAGCCCUACUUUGUGGAUUGUCAGAAAGAGCUUGCUUCCCUUAUCGCCGGCAUCAUUCACCUGGAUGAAGACAUACCGCGCUCGAUCAUCCUGUCCUUACCCGGCAUGGGUGACCAAUACCGUGUCGAUCGCCGACUUGCAAAGCUUCGCAACGCCAACAGGUCUGACGAACGUAUGCAACGCAGCAUCGUGCUCGAUCUCUUGAGUAGUAUCAAAGGUGUCAGUAUUCACGAGCAAGGCAAGAUUCAGAGACCAAAGGCCAAGCCUAGGACGGCCAUGAUGGAGCAGUACAUGAGCGUAGAUCAGCAACCAACUAUAGUCAGAGGAACUUCUCCAGGCCUGGCAGGAGUGGCAGAUAUGUUUGGAGAGUCGUAA
Alternaria burnsii is the source of this 5868-nucleotide messenger RNA. RefSeq names its product arm repeat-containing protein. The record is from RefSeq and is a predicted model, not a curated record. Lineage: Eukaryota; Fungi; Ascomycota; Dothideomycetes; Pleosporales; Pleosporaceae. Gene Ontology annotation, biological process: ergosteryl 3-beta-D-glucoside catabolic process; carbohydrate metabolic process; intracellular protein transport. Gene Ontology annotation, molecular function: steryl-beta-glucosidase activity; small GTPase binding. The coding region runs from base 1 to 5868 and encodes 1955 amino acids. The transcript has 8 exons.